This is a messenger RNA of Aspergillus tanneri, 339 nucleotides long. RefSeq lists its product as uncharacterized. The record is from RefSeq and is a predicted model, not a curated record. The transcript has a single exon. Bases 1 to 339 code for a protein of 112 amino acids. Lineage: Eukaryota; Fungi; Ascomycota; Eurotiomycetes; Eurotiales; Aspergillaceae.
AUGGUCCAUCUGAUGUUCAUGGGUUACGCCGGAAGGAACUUUGCAAGCAGACAUAAUCUCGAUCGUGAUCGACUAAUUCAACAAGCCGAGAAAUCCUUGCAGGCGAUUCACGAUCUACUCGUGCUUCAGGGCGAUCCAAUACCCAACAACAUGGUCGAGGAAAAUGGACGGGUGAUGUUUAUUGAUUUUGAGCGGGCAGCGUUGCAAACCCGACGAAUACCACUAGGUGAAAUUUCACCUAAUCAGAAACGCAAGCGAGAGGCCUGCUCAGAGAAGAGCCCAAACAUGCAUGUUAACUGUUUUGAGCGCGAGAAGCGACACCUGAGACAUGGAUUAUGA